This is a messenger RNA of Rhopalosiphum padi (bird cherry-oat aphid), 885 nucleotides long. RefSeq lists its product as uncharacterized. The record is from RefSeq and is a predicted model, not a curated record. The coding region runs from base 1 to 885 and encodes 294 amino acids. NCBI's taxonomy places the organism in Eukaryota, Metazoa, Arthropoda, Insecta, Hemiptera, Aphididae. The transcript is spliced from 2 exons.
AUGAACACUACGGCAGAUAGACUUCUGAUCUCUGAAAGAAUUGAAGAAAUUCAUAAAGCCCUUUCGAAAAUGAUAGCUAUAAAUCAGAUGCCUAUUUCAUUUUGUUCAAGUCCCGGUUUCAAACAUUUCAUGAACGUUGUUGAACCAAAUUAUACGCCAUGUUCUCCACAAAGUGAAUCAUAUAUUACAAUUAUCUGCCACACUAUCGAUAAACAAUGGAUUCCAAAAUCAUUUACAUUGACUACUCAUGAAGUUGACGAGCGACACACAGCUGUGAAUAAAGCACGUCAUUUAGAGAAAUCACUUGUAGAGUGGGAUAUCGAAAAAAAAGCUAUUGCAAUAGUAACAGAUAACGCUGCAAAUGUCAUCAGUGCUGUAUCACAAUUAGAACUAAAUGAUAAUAUGGAAAAAUCUGGAUUAACGUGUGCAGCACAUUCUUUGCGGCUAGCUGUUAAUAAAACUCUUUCGGAUGAUGAAAUUCAAAGUAUUCUAAUGAAGUCAAGUAAAAUUGUUGGUCAUUUUAAACAUUCAUCGAUAGCAAUUAAGGCUUUGGAGAAAAUGCAACAACUUAAUAAACCAAAAUUAACUCUUUUACAAUAUUGCAAAACGAGAUGGAAUUCUAGUUUUUUAAUGUUAGAAAGAUUAUAUUUAAAUAGAACACCUAUCAUGAAUGUUCUCUCAGAUCGUACCAUUACAGUAUCCAGUAUUGCUCGAAAAUUAGAAAUGUUAGAAUCUGAAUGGUCAGUUUCAAUAAUUAUUAGUACUUCUGAAACCAUUGCAAGCUCUUACUACAUUUUUUAUUCCGGAGAAUUAGAAUCUUUUGUUUCAAUGGUACGACCUUUAAUACAUACGAUUUUAACUUCCCAUUAUGAACAUGCUGUUUAA